UCCUCCUCCUCUUUUUUUAUGAAUGGAUAAGGGGAGGAGCCAUGCACUUGUAUCACAAAUUAUAUCACGUGUGAGAACAUCGUCCGUCCCUCGGAUGCAGGAAAAACCUCCAUGCCACGCCUGAGAAACCCCCGCCUCGCCUUCUUACCCCACGCAUCCUCUCCUCACUCCCACUCCCUCACUCCAACCAGUUCUCCUAUCGCUUCAGCCAGUCUCAUCCGGCCUGCCCUGGGGCUUGCUGACGCUAGCAGACCCCCCCCCCACACACACACACAACCCUUCUUUUUCUCUCUCUCACUCUUUCCCACCACUGCAUGAAUAAUCCAGGCGAGGGUAGGAGCUGCUGCUGCAGCAUUCAUAUGAUCGGAGCACAUUCACACACCCCCUCUUGAACACGCAUGUGAACAGCAGCAGAGGCAGGGCUGAGUACUGUGUGUGUGAGAGCGAGACUGCGGCGGCAUUCCAGCUCUCCAUCUCUUCGUCUGACACCCGCCGGAUUGCUCAGUCUCCUCUUCCUCCAUCCCAGCCUUUUUGCCUAUACCUCGUUGGCAUGUUUUGCUUCUGCCUGCAGGGCUCUCUGUUGAAGCUCCAGGCUCUGGAGGAGGAUGCCAGCUCGCCACCGGAUUCUUCUCCCGAUGAAAGCCCAACCAGCAUGGGUGGCAGAGAGGAGACACAGCCCCCCUCACGCGGCAGCCUGAGAGAUGAGAACAGCCUUCAAGAUCGUAGGCAGUCUGAAGGCGACUGCAGCAGUGAACCCCAGCAGAACCCCGGUCCCAGUCGACUCAUCUCUUACAUUACGGAUGGGAACAGCCCUUUACCCUCACCACGCUGUGCCAGCCUCAGCCUCAGCCAGCGCUUCAACACCGACCCUGAGAGUGCACCAUCACCUCCCUGCACACAGCAUCUCAUUCUGCCUCGUGGGAUGGUCAGACCGGAGACCUCUGAUGAUGAUAAAGACACACCAUCUAUUCCGUUACUCACUAAACACAUCCAGACGCUCAAGAGAAGAAUACGCAAGUUUGAAGAACGCUUCGAACAAGAUAUGAACUACAAGCCCUCCCAUAAUGACAAGUCUGCUAAUCCAGAGAUAUUCAAGCUCAUGAGUGAACUGGCCAAGUCUCGCAAGCAGCUCAAAGAUCUGAAGCUGAGGCAGUCAGUGGAGGAAUCGCGAGGCCAAGAGAACGACCAGCCCACAGGCACCUGUAGAUACUCAAACGGCCUGCAUGAGGCGCCGGAGCAGCAGCAGCAGCAGCACAAACCCUCUCUGGAGGAGACGGUGGACAUGCUGCUGAAGCGACUGAGGGAGAAACGCCAGGCCCUUGGCCUCCCAGACAACAUGAAGGAGAUGACCCAGAGGCAGAUGGCGCUGGAGAAGCUCACGCUGCAGAAAUGCCUGCUGUAUUUCGAGAGUCUACACGGACGCCCUGACACCAAGCAGGAGAGAAACCUGGUGAAGCCGCUCUAUGACAGAUACCAGAUGGUCAAGCACCUGCUGUGUGCCACACCCACCAUAACCACCAUCGAGGAAGAGGAAGGGUCUGAUGAAGAGUACGUGCAGCAAACUCAGCCCCCACGGCAAGCAACCCCAGAGUCCAUGGAGGAAGACGAGGAAGGGGACAGCGACACGGCAUUUGUGUCCCCUCUGGACGAGGUGAAAGCGGUUCGACAGCCUGCCCUCAACAUGUCCAACCUCCACGCUGCUUCCAGAUCUGAGCUGCUGCAGUGUCUGCGUGAGACUCGUGCGGAGAAGAAGAGGAGACGGAAAGCCAUCAGGGAGUUUGAGGAGCAGUUCUUCAGACAGAUGGGCAGGACUGCACAAAAGGACGACCGGAUUCCCAUGACAGAAGAAUAUCAAGAGUACAAAAGCCUGAAAGCCAAACUGCGCUUGCUGGAGGUUCUGCUUAGCAAACAGGAAACCACAUAGACUAUUCAAGGAAUAUAU
This is a messenger RNA of Pangasianodon hypophthalmus (striped catfish), 1942 nucleotides long. RefSeq names its product family with sequence similarity 13 member C (gene fam13c). The coding region runs from base 551 to 1924 and encodes 457 amino acids. NCBI's taxonomy places the organism in Eukaryota, Metazoa, Chordata, Actinopteri, Siluriformes, Pangasiidae. The transcript is spliced from 10 exons. The record is from RefSeq and is a predicted model, not a curated record.